AUGACCACCACUAACGCUAAUGAGUUUGAAGUGCCUUUCUUAACUGCUGAACAAAUUCAAAACGUUCAAACAUUUGAUUCAAUUAUCUCAACACAGACUUCUUCCGGAGUGCCUUCCCCUUUCGAUAGUUUAAAAAUUUCUUCUACCGAGGUACUUGAAAAAAUCACUAAACGAACACCUUGUCCAAAAUGCGAUAAACCAGUCAAAUACUUUUGUUACUGGUGCUAUAUAAUUGUUGGCUGCGAUAGUAGCGAAUUACCAAGAGUGAAGUUACCAGUUAAAAUUGAUGUAAUUAAACACCAUAAAGAAAAUGAUGGUAAAUCAACGGUAGCUCACGCAAAAAUUAUAGCACCGGAUGACGUUGAAAUUAUUUCUUAUUCACAAAUGCCAAAAAUUGAAAAUCCGGACCGCAUGUUAUUACUUUUUCCUGGACCGAACUCCAAAACAUUACAAGAAAUACCAAGAUCAUCGUUUGAUAAACUCUUAAUAGUAGAUGGCACAUGGCGACAGGCUUUAAAUAUGGCAAGGACUAAUCCUGAACUGAAAAAUAUUCGUAAAGUCACUAUAAACCCGCAAAAAACAUUAUUCUGGAGAUAUCAAAAUAAAGAUGAAAAUCAUUUAGCCACCAUCGAAGCUCUUUACUAUUUUUUGAAAGAAUAUAGCGAAGUCUAUGAAAUUCCAGAAGAAGCUAUUCAUUCUGAUGUUAAUGGGUAUGAUGGAAGAUACGACAACUUAUUAUGGUAUUUUAAAUAUUUUUAUGAAUUUAUUCAGACUACUUAUAGAAGACAAAAAGGAAAAAAGAAUUUUACUACUAGACAGCGCGAAGGUUAUAUUCGAUAUGAGUAA
Molecule: messenger RNA, 846 nt
Organism: Cetraspora pellucida
Lineage: Eukaryota; Fungi; Glomeromycota; Glomeromycetes; Diversisporales; Gigasporaceae
Source: the annotation of a GenBank genome assembly